AUGAAAUUGUCCAAAAUAUUGAAAGGAAUCCACACGACAAUGAAAGGUGCAUUGCGAUUGAAGGAGCAGGAAUAUUCGAUAAAAGCGCCAUGGGGUAAUAUUGCAGCAUUAGCUUGGGGAGACCCCUCAAAUCCACCAGUAAUUAUGUGCCACGGGAAAUUGGAUGUAAGCUCUGGUUUCCGACCCCUCGUCUCCAGAUUACCGACCUGCUUCUUCUACCUAAGCAUAGACUUACCAGGGAAUGGGAAGUCAGAUCAUCUGCCCAAAGGAGUCCGGUAUACUGUUGUCGAUCUGGUACCGACUAUAGUGAAGGUUAAAGAUCACUUCAAAUGGGACAAGUUCAUUUAUAUUGGGCAUUCCCUUGGCGUUCCUAUUGGGAAAAUCUUCAACAUAGCCUACCCAGGUCACAUAACGCGCGUAGUCGAGCUGGACCCAAUACCAGCGCACCAUACAUGGCCGUUCACUCGAGAAGGCCUCCACGAUUGGUACCACACGUACUACUUGAUGUAUAAUGAUGAAAGGUUUCAAAAAUUCAAUAGUGGAUUGGAGACUGCGCCGAAAUAUAGUUAUGAAAAGGCACAACAGCUGAUGAUGCAUACACGAGGAUUAUCUAAAGAGGCGACGGAGCAUAUCCUGGAGCGAUGCCUGGUUCCUGCAGGCGAUGGUCUAUACAGAUUCACAUUUGACCAGCGUAUGAAAGAAGUAUCAGUAUUCCCCUUUUCCGGCGAAAUGUUAGAAAAAAUAUACACGACCACGACCACACCAACAUUUUGUGUAUUGGCUAAGAAAAUGAUAGACGUAGGUGUUUACGAACCCGUACCAUUCAUUAUGGAUGAAAAGGCUUGGCCUCACGGCAAUUAUAAGUACAAGAUUGUCGAUGGCAGCCAUGAUGUGCACAUAGACAAUCCAGAGUACAUGGCCGAUGACAUUUCAAACUUUAUUCUAGAAGGCGCGAAAGCGAAAUUGUGA
Messenger RNA from Spodoptera littoralis (African cotton leafworm), 969 nucleotides. NCBI's taxonomy places the organism in Eukaryota, Metazoa, Arthropoda, Insecta, Lepidoptera, Noctuidae. The record is from the annotation of a GenBank genome assembly.